AUGACUGUGAAAGCACAAUCGGGUAAGCUUGAAUUUCGAAAAAUGUUAAGUGGUAAUAUACUUAGAAUUCGUCGGGGUAUCGUAUCUGCUAUCAUGUAUCGUAAGGUGAAUGGGCAUUCUGUUGCAGAGCUUAGACAAGAUAUAAUGAAUAGCAUCAAUCAUGUUUUUGGACAUCAUGAAGAGUGUGCUUCAUAUUUUUGUGUAAAAAAUAAAACAGACAUUGCAUAUUACAUUGAAAAAAUCAAAUCGAUGGAUCAAGAGUUUUAUGCCAAUGUAAUGAAACACAUUAGAAACUUGGCCAGACACAGUGGUAGUUUGCUACAAGAUGUGGACAGCAAUAUAGUCGAGUCAUACAAUGCUAUAAUUGCAAAAGUAAUCGGUGGGAAACGUAUAAACUUUGCAAUGAAUCGUUCUUAUUCUGGCAGAUGCAUGCUAGCAGCCGUAACCAAAAACACAAGUCGCCCGCUUUAUUCUCUUCAUAAGGUGUUGUACCAUAAAAGUCCAUCAAAACGAGGAUUUUUAAGUGCUGUAGAGUUAAAAAGAAAAAGAAAACAAAAUAUUCAAAAUAUUGCCAGAUUAAAAAAUAAAAGAUUUAAAAAACAACUUUUUAAAAACAAUGGUCCCGAUUUAUCGUAUGGAGAAAAUGCCGUUAGACCCGAUAUGGAUCAUUUAGAAUUUGAUCGACAAAAAGAAGACAUUUUAAAUGAAAUGAAAGAAGUAGCAUCAAAAAGAGACGAAAUUCAAAAACAAACUGUCGAACAAUGCGAGAAUGUACAGUGGAACGAAGUACGAAGAAAACUUUUAACGGCUUCUAAUUUCGGACGUAUCAUCUCUCGAAGACCAUAUACUGGCUGUGAAAAUAUUGUCAAGAGUCUUUUAUACAACACACAAAUAAUGGCACAUUCAUUAGAUUAUGGUCGUGAGAAUGAGGUUGUUGCUAAAAAAGAACUUGAAAAAAUUUUGAACAAGCCUAUACGUGACUGUGGUAUUUUUAUAGAUGCAGAGCAUUUCUUUUUAGGUGCUACUCCAGAUGGUUUACUGGAUGACGAUGGACUGGUUGAAAUUAAAUGUCCAUACUCUGCUGCUAAUAUGACUCCCGAUGAAGGCAUAUUAAAUAAAAAAAUUGAUUUUUGGUCUAUAAAUAAAGAUGGGAGUAUUGGAAGUUUUAAAAUAAGACAUAAGUAUCACUAUCAAAUUCAAGGACAAAUGAAAAUUGCACAAAAAAAGUUUUGUGUAUUUGCUGUGUGGACUCCAAAAGGAAUAAAAACGGAAACAAUCUUUUUUGAUAAACAAUUUUGGGAAGAACAAAUGUUUCCAAAAUUACAAACAUUUUUUUACGAUUGUAUAUUACCUGAGAUCGUGGACCCAAGGUAUCCAGGAAGACCAAUUAGAAAUCCGCAAUCAAUUGUUCAUGCUCAACAAGAGCAAAAAAAAACUAAAAUAGUCGUACAUAGGCCAUAG
This is a messenger RNA of Macrosiphum euphorbiae (potato aphid), 1461 nucleotides long. Lineage: Eukaryota; Metazoa; Arthropoda; Insecta; Hemiptera; Aphididae. The record is from the annotation of a GenBank genome assembly.